Messenger RNA from Suillus subalutaceus, 2319 nucleotides. Its product is annotated as PP-loop family-domain-containing protein. The record is from RefSeq and is a predicted model, not a curated record. Gene Ontology annotation, molecular function: ligase activity, forming carbon-nitrogen bonds; ATP binding. NCBI's taxonomy places the organism in Eukaryota, Fungi, Basidiomycota, Agaricomycetes, Boletales, Suillaceae. The coding region runs from base 135 to 1820 and encodes 561 amino acids. The transcript is spliced from 5 exons. Gene Ontology annotation, biological process: tRNA processing.
AGCGCCCGUAUCCCGUAGUUCAUCACGGUCGACCUUUAUAGAAGAAGGAAAACAAUAGUUCCUUCUCAAAGAAGUAUUCCUUAGCUCGCAAAAGUUGGCGACUGGUCAAACCUGAGCGUUGAGCGCUGUCCACUAUGACAGGCAUUGGUCCUGCACCUAUCCUCUUCAAUGAAUUUUUUCAGAUGUUCAUGAGGUGCAUGCCUCCAAAUGGGUGGCCAGUGAACUCCAAGAUCGCUGUUGGCAACUCGGGAGGACCAGAUUCCACCUGCUUGUUGUUCCUCCUCAAAAAGUUGCUGGCUGACCUGCGCUCAAAAGCCAUGGCGGGACAAUCCAUCCCGACCUCAGUUGUUUCCCUCUCUGUCAACCAUAACCUCCAAGACACUUCACGAUCGAUGGCAGCUCGUUCUGCAGCGAACGCAGCAGCCAUGGGGGUUGAACAUCUGACACUUGACAUACCUUGGGGAACACCACCGUUUUCUGCGAAACCUGUCGCUGGUCAGCCGAUGGAGCAAGUCGCGCGAGAAGCACGGUAUCAUGUUAUAUUCGAUGGGAUGGUGCGCACUGGUGCACACUCGGUCGCGUUUGGACAUCAUGCCGACGACCAAGUAGAGACUUCAUUAAUGCGUCUUGCAAGGGGAACGACCGAACUUGGUGCAGGAGGCAUGCGACGAUGCCGCAGAUGGGGUAUGGGUACUGGUGAUGUGGAAGGUGGACUUGGGUGGGUUGGUCACCAUGGAUUGAACCGUUGGAUUAUGAGACCUCUUCUCGAGGUCAGGAAGGAUAGGAUCCUUGCUACAUGUGAAGAACACAGGCUCGAUUACGUGAAUGACCCGACAAACUUCCAGCCCGAGAUCACUUUAAGAAAUGCGAUCAGGCAAAUGCUAACUCUGCAGGAAGAGGGCAAAGAUAUGUCUGCACUUUCUGGGCUACCACAACAUAUUUCUGGUUCCCUUGAAAAGAUAAAGAUAGCUGCAGCUGACCUCCAGGAAACCACAAUGGAUCUCGAAGGUGGAUUGCAUCAGCUUCAUGGGUCAGUAAAGGUUCUUUCGUCGCGACUCGAGGACGUUGAUAAUGAGGUCACGUUCCACCUUAAAAACCUGACUCUCCCUUCUCCUCCGAGCACUCUCAUCCUCUCCUCGCACGCGCUGCCUGCUAUCGUGGAUCCAAUCGUUCGUCUUGCUUUCGUCCUUCGGGUCAUGCGUUAUGUAUCAUUCCAUCCAUGGGGAUCUCUCCGUGCGGACGGCAACCGACGCAGAACUAGCAUACAACGCAUCAUCGAUACUCUCUGGCAGUCUGAUGGUGCCCCAUCAUUCACUGCAGGUGGUGGAGUACUUUGGCAGCCUGCAAUAUUCAGCGCUAAGAGGCGACUCCGAGUGGGCACCCAGUGUCUUGGUCGCCAAUUACAACCAGGCGAGAGAUUUGCCUGGAUGGCAUCUAGACUGCCUGCCGUUCCCUACCACAUAUUGGACACUGCAACAUUAUCUUCAAAGUUGGAUGUCGAUAUCACGGAACGCCUCGCAAUCGCCAUGAGUCGCGGCGACGACUCUUUGGAGGUCCUCUUUGACUGCCGUUUCCUUGUACGCUUUGAUCUGUCACAGAUUCCAGAAAAACUGGUCGGAGCUCUACGAAAAUACGGGGAAACAGGGGUGAACGUGCGAAUUAAGCCUCACACAAAGUAUUAUUGGCCCAAGGUUGUGUUGCGAAAGCCUUCUUAUCCAGAUACCACAUAUGCUACACUGAUGGACAACGGACAGAUAGACACAUUCGGGCACGCGCCUUGGGUAACCAUGAAAUACAUAAGGCUGCUGGACGCGACUUAACAUGUAAUUUAUAUCUUUACGCAUACAUUACGAUACACCGCAACGGUGCCGAAUCGUCAUCACAGCCGAGCCUUCUCCCUGCAUCUAGCCUGCAAAAACACUUCGAAAACGCCAUACCAAACCUGGGGAUCAAAGUACUCGAUCCAAUCGUGACCGAAACGAAAAGUCGGUACCGAGCCUGGCGCAUCUCCUACCGGCACCACACGCGCCCAUGGAAUAAGCCUCAAAAAGCCUUGAACAUUGGAGAAAGGCAGGAUCUGAUCAAGUUCACCGUGGAUGAUCAUGAAUUGAGUGUCCGGCGACAGACGAGAAUGAAACCCAGUAAAAUCAUAUUGAGAGGCUGCUCGUUUUUGCUGUACUGUGACUGGAUAAACUUUGCGCUAAGGCGACUCGGAGAAGGAUACCUACAUAUGGUCCUGAAUGGCCUGACUCGUAUUGGUCAGCACUGAGCAUCUCAAAUAAAGGCAAGAGCACGACCUGCCAAUCAACCCGCGAUCUA